CCUACUUACGUCAGUGAGUUGCCUCCACCAGGUCGCAGUUCCUUGGACAACACAGAGAUGGCAUACGCCCGCCAGAUUUAUAUGUAUAAUGAGAAGAUUGUGAACGGGCAUCUUCAGCCUAAUUUGGUAGACCUUUGUGCUACUGUGUCAGAAUUGGAUGAUAAGAACAUUGCUGACUUGUGGGCCAUGGUGAAGCAAAUGACAGAUGUUCUGCUGGUUCCCGCCAGUGACGCAUUGAAAAUACGGACGAGCAUGGAGGUGCAGAUGGAGUUUGUAAGGCAGGCCUUACAAUAUCUUGAGCAGAG
Messenger RNA from Pseudonaja textilis, 305 nucleotides. Lineage: Eukaryota; Metazoa; Chordata; Lepidosauria; Squamata; Elapidae. The record is from RefSeq and is a predicted model, not a curated record.